This is a messenger RNA of Camellia sinensis, 954 nucleotides long. NCBI's taxonomy places the organism in Eukaryota, Viridiplantae, Streptophyta, Magnoliopsida, Ericales, Theaceae. The record is from RefSeq and is a predicted model, not a curated record.
ACUUUAUAAACUUGCACUACUGCACUACUCAUAUGAAAUCAAUACCCUUGUUUUCUGCAAUUUUAAUUCUUGUAUUUCUGUUUUUAUAGGUUUAUGGUUCUAACAAGGCUUCCCUAUGAUCCUUGCGUGCUUUAUACACUGAGCUGUCGUGAUGGGAGUUGGAUCAGGACUGCAAAUCAUCUUUCACAAAUACCCCUUCUACUAGAGUCAGAGGAUGUAAAAGAUGUUAAUCAAAUUCUAUCCGUUCUAUUUAUGUCAGUCUCUACCAAUUUCAGUGUGUUUAUUAAGCAAGUUGCUGAAGCCAAAGGGAAGGACGGGCAUGUUCAUUCAAGCAAAAGGAAGAGGAAAAGGCUUACUACCCAGUGCCAGUUAUUAAUGCAAUUACGGGAGACAGAAUUGCAUAAGCGAGUCAGCAAAUGGAUGGAUUCUAGGAAUCCUUUGCUUGAGAUUGCAGCAAAUGUGUCUUCAGAUGGGGUCAAGCAUUCAACAUUGAACCCUGGUUCUUCUGGUCGGUUAUCCUCUACAGAUUCAGUGGGUUCUUCAAAAGGCAAUUAUGAAAGAGUCUCUGUUGAAAUGAGUGAGCCAGUUAUCUGCAGCAGGGAGCAAGGGCCUGGUAAAAUGAUCCAAACUAUUGAUCCAAGUCCGAGUGGCUGCAGUGUAAACAAUGGCCAUUUUAUUUGCAAAGAUGCUCUAACGAUGUUGUUGUUGGCCCUGCCCUCUCAUAUGUGGUCUGGAAUUAAGGAACCAAACCUAUCUGCAGAGUUUAACAGCCUUGUAUCAAUUGAGAGUGUUCCUCACAUACUCAAGAAAGAGGUAACAGUUCUUCCUUUUCUUGUGUCUUACUUUCUUUGAUAUUAUAUCUCACUUGCAUUAAUUGGUUCCUUACUGUGUUCUAUUAUGUCUAUGCUGGAAUAACAAAGAAUCUCCAACAUUGUGGGGUUGCUUGAAUCUUCA